Messenger RNA from Notodromas monacha, 1241 nucleotides. The record is from the annotation of a GenBank genome assembly. Lineage: Eukaryota; Metazoa; Arthropoda; Ostracoda; Podocopida; Cyprididae.
AUGAUGGGUGUGAACCAAGGAAAUAAUCACGAUGACUGGCGUCGACCCAAGGAUUGGUCAGAUGCUGUACACGUUGGCGACAUUUUUCUAAAAAUCCGGGGAUUCGUGGGUCCGAGAGAUGAGAAGCAGAUUCAGUCGCAAUUUUCUUCUGUUGGCGUAAAAGAUCAAAAUGAGCUUCCACCUCGUUCACCAAAGGACUCGUUUUCAAAAGCAGUGCUUCCCCUGUCGAGUGAUGUUCGUUUCCGGCGCAAAUGUGUCACUGUCUUUAAUGGCGUUCGUUUUGGUCGCAUACUGGAGCUCAUGGACGCCUUUGCUGGCCUCGUGGCGUAUCGUUACGUGCUGAAUCCUGCGCAAAUUUCCCCGAGUCCCUUUGUCCUCGUUACAGCCCUUGUGGACAGAAUCGUAACUCGAUAUGGCCACGGCAAGAAUUGCGUCGCGGCAAUCAGCGCGAACGAAGACAUUUUCCUUAGCGGUUUCGUGUCCUGGGUUGGCAAAUCGUCGAUUGAAAUUUUGGUGGAUGUUUGGCAGAAUGACUCGUUGGUGACAGAUGCUGCUUUUGUUUUUGUGUCGAGAGAUCCAGUUGGCCUGGGACCUACUCCAGUGAAUCCCUUGAAAAUUGAGUCCCCCGAAGACCAGCAUUAUUUUUCGAAAGGUGCCGCAAACACCGAGAUGCGGAAGCGGUUUGAGGAGAACAACUUGUUUCGGACGUUGCCGAACAAGGAAGAAAGCGAAUUGCUCCACAGACAAUUUCUCGCUUCCGUCGAGUCGCGUGUGUUUCGAGGGGAAACCGACAACCGAUUGGUCGCAGCUAGAGGCGGCAUCUAUGCGCGAGACACACAAUCUGAGAACGUAAUGAUCUGCCAUCCUGAAGACAAAAAUUUGAACAACAAGAUAUUUGGCGGACGAAUGAUGCGACAAGCAUUUGAACAUGCCUGGGGGGUCGCUAUGCUUCAUUGGUACUCACCCCCCCGUGGUCGACCGAGGUUAGUCUGCAUUGACGACAUUUGGUUCCGAAAGCCGCAGCUGUAUCCAAGGGAGCAAGUUAAACAACGUGACCACUCAUCGCUGUGGACCCUGCAAAUAUAUCAUGGUUGUUCGCGUUGACGCCCGAGUGUUGGACCCAACAACAGGACAAGGGGAAUUGACCAACACCUUUUACAUGACUUUCCGGAGUCACGAAAGAAAUAAAGUUCGUCCAGUGUUUCCCAAAAGUUACUUUGGUGGGUUUCUUUUGCUGGCUG